UGUUGUGAUCCUCCAGCUGUAUGAGACAGGUGCGUGCAGAAAAACACAGGGUUUAGACUCGAGAGAGAGUAUAUGACGCUCAGUGUUUCUCACUUCAAUCCUGAUUUCUUUCAUGUAGUUGGUGAGAAAGGACGGCUCGCCGCGCGCGCUCUUGCUUUCUUGGUGUGAUUGUUUCCGUGAGUGUGUCACCACUGCCGUGCAUGGUCGCACGGUGCGCUUAAAUAUUUGAGAUGAAGGGAACUUAUUGGAGAAAUGCCUAAGGGACGCAAUGGGCCUGAGCGACGACACGGAUCGCAUUGUGAUAAACGUGGGAGGGAUCAGACAUCAGACAUACCGCAGCACCCUGCGCACUGUACCUGGCACACGCUUGUCCUGGCUGGCCGAACCUGAUGCACCCAACCAUUUUGACUAUGACGCCAAGAUCGACGAGUUUUUCUUCGACCGCCACCCUGGCGUCUUUUCACACAUCCUUAAUUACUACAGGACAGGUAAACUGCACUGCCCAGCUGAUGUCUGCGGGCCCCUCUAUGAGGAAGAACUGGCCUUCUGGGGUAUUGAUGAGACUGACGUGGAGCCAUGCUGCUGGAUGACAUAUCGCCAGCACCGGGAGGCAGAGGAGGCCCUUGAUAGUUUCGGCGGGGGGGGUCUGUUAAACCUGGGGAACGACGACGCAGAGCCAGAGCAUGAGCAUGCUGAGGAUGAUGUGGAUGAGAUGACACGGAGGCUGGCGCAGGGAGACUCCGCUGACAGCAGGAGGGGCCUGUGGAGCCGGUGGCAGAAACAUGUGUGGGCCCUGUUUGAGGACCCCUACUCCUCUAAAUAUGCAAGGUGGAUAGCUCUGGCCUCGCUGUUCUUUAUUCUGGUGUCCAUCACCACCUUCUGUCUGGAGACCCAUGAGGCCUUCAACCCCAUUAUCAAUCGCACAGAGGUGGAGAUAGUGGACAACGUCACGGUGGAGCACAUCUACCAAGAGACUGAGACUGCGGCCUACCUCACCUACAUAGAGGGUGUCUGUGUAGUGUGGUUCACUUUUGAAUUUCUAAUGCGAAUAACUUUCUGCCCCAAUAAGUUUGACUUCAUUCGGAACGCCCUGAACAUCAUCGACUUUGUGGCCAUCCUGCCCUUCUACCUGGAGGUGGGUCUCAGUGGGCUCUCCUCCAAGGCAGCUAAGGAUGUGCUGGGAUUCCUAAGAGUCGUGCGCUUUGUGAGGAUCCUGCGUAUCUUCAAACUGACACGUCACUUUGUGGGCCUGCGUGUGCUGGGCCACACAUUAAGAGCCAGUACGAACGAGUUCCUGCUCCUCAUCAUCUUCCUCGCACUCGGUGUGCUCAUCUUUGCAACCAUGAUCUACUACGCUGAACGGAUAGGCGCAAACCCCAACGACCCUCGAGCCAGUGAUCACACGCACUUCAGGAACAUCCCAGUUGGAUUUUGGUGGGCUGUGGUAACCAUGACGACCCUCGGCUACGGGGACAUGUACCCUCAGACGACCUCUGGUAUGCUCGUCGGAGCCCUCUGUGCCCUGGCAGGUGUGCUCACCAUUGCCAUGCCCGUCCCCGUGAUUGUCAACAACUUUGGAAUGUAUUACUCGCUGGCCAUGGCAAAACAGAAACUACCAAAGAAAAAGAAUAGGCAUAUCCCUCGUGCUCCUCAACCAGGUUCUCCUAACUUCUGCAAGUCAAGCAUCAGCUCCCAACAUCAGAGCCCCAUUGCCCAUGACGACGUUUUUGAGAUAAAGUUUCAAGACUCCAAGCUGAACGGUGAGGCAGCUAACGCAGCUCUGGCCAACGAAGACUGUCCGCAUAUAGACCAGGCAAUAUCUCCAGAGGAAAUCUUCAGCCCCAGUGAGAGAGAGCGGCCCUGCUUCCUGGUCACCACUGCUGAACGCCCCAACCACACAGGGGGCAGAGUGAGGAGGGGUUAUGAAAAGCCUUGGAGCCUUAACAGCAUGUCUGGCAUGAGCGGGGAUGCCUCUGGAGUGUCCUCAGUGUCCGCCCUGCCCUGCAGCCCACCCUGUCUAAUGCAGCACUCACAUUCUCCCAUCCCAUCCAUUAUGUAGCAUGGUUGAGUAGCAGACACAAUGCCAUUGGAAGGCAAAUCCACACUCCUCCUCCUUAUCUUUUCUUGUCAGAUUUUGUUUUUACACUGCUGCUUUCUUCAUUUUUUUUUUAUUUCUUUAUUUUCUGGAAAAGUGUAUCUUAAUUGUGCUGAUAAUCAAACUUCCCAAGUGUUCUCCUUGGGUGUGUCAUCAUAUCCUAGACAAGAAAACAUUGGCACAUGCCACUCUGCAUGGGUCACCUCAGUUGCAGACAAAGCACUGUUGUAUUUCCACCACAGGCUAACCCCAAUCUUUUCCUGUGUUUACAUCAUUGCCUGUUGCUCUGUUGCUUUUGAUCUCAACACACUUUUCUGCCAGUAACUUUUUUCUCAUCUGCUUUUUACAAUUUUGUGAAAGAAAUUUUCAUAAGAUGUAACCCCUGCUAACAGCCUAACGUGCUGGACAUUUACAAUACAUGGCUUUUUUUUUAACAUUGCCAGCUGUUAAGGGAACUCCUCUAAAGUGCUUUGUACGUUGCAAAGUAGAGACGUUACCAUUCUGAAAGUGCAAUCCACACAAAUUAAAUGUUUCAACAUGAUGUUCACGAUGUCCGAUGCAAUACGGAGAUGAUGACAAUUCCUAUGAUACUAGUGAUGAAAACACCUACUGUCAAAAGAAACUGUUUGUUCAUUUGCAUGACCUGCAUGAAAAAUUAUGUUCAACGAGAAGCUAAUUGUGUUGCAGUACUUGUCAGAAAAAAAUGACAUUUUUUUCUUUAAAAAGCUUCAAAAAGCUUUGUCAUAUUUUAUGCAUUUUCAGACAGCUUUACAAGAGACUCAGUCAUAGCAGAGAUUUUAUGUAGCUGCCAUUUUUUGCCUUUCCCCAAAUUCAUAUAUUUAUUUUGCCUAUUUGACUAAGGAGUAAAAUAGUGUGAUUUAACGAACAAUCUGUCAUAAAAGCCAACUAAUGCUGUCAUGAACAUCACUGGUUUUUAUAUAAAAUAGACUUACUGAUAGUUACAAGUUUAUAAAGUGUCUGUAUACUGUAGUCUGCAGCAACUUUAACAACUGCUGCGAUGCUUAAAUUAAAGCAAAUAUUCAAGGAUUAUUAAAUUGUGCCUUCAUACCCAGUGAGGCAAAGUAAAAGUGAGUAAUGAAUUGACAUGAUAUUACAUAUAGCUCCCAUUGUAGCAUGAAUACACUUUAUACCAUGCUCAUAACAGUGUAAUGAAAGCUUUACUUUACAAGGUUUACACCACCCUCAUACCCUUAAUCACAGUUAGAAAAUGCCCUUUUGGCUUUUAGUGUUACACAAUCCAUAGCAGGACUUGACCUCUGGAGGGUUUAUAACUUCAAGCAAAAAAACUACCUAAAAACACUGAUUUAAUAGCUUAUUACUCAAGAACUUGCAAACAUAAAGCACAACAUUUUACUAAAAGGGGACCAGGCAACUUAACAGGGCCAAAAUAUAUCAAGUUAUUAUGUAUGUCUAUUGGUUUUAAAAAUUACUAAUAUUACUGUUACAUGUAUUGAUACUGUCCCAGUACUUAUGCACAAUUUUUCAGGGCACUUUACUAAAUUUUAUGAUGACCAAUCAAAAAAUAAAUUAAACACAUUUAUAGAAGAAGAAAAAGAAGAUAUAAGUAUAGCAACUCAUCUAAGUUUUGUUUUUAUUCUAAGUGAGCACAGUUUUACGUUUCAAGUUAUGUCUCUUGUGGUAAUUGAUGGACGUUAUAUAUUGAAGAAAACAAACAAAAUAAAAACAACUUGUGAAGAUUUGAUGUGAAGAGAUACAGGUGAAUUAUAUGCUCAUGCAAUUCAAGUGAGAAAAAAAAAACCAACAACAACAAAACAACAACAACAAAACACCAGUAUGGGAUGUGGGUCUACUUGGGGAAAGGUAAAUGCAUGUAUUUUACAGUUAUGCAAAAGAAAAGUAUUCAAGUAAAAUAUGUAAAUACAAGUCCUUGCAUGAAAUAAAUUUUAUACACAACAA
This is a messenger RNA of Solea solea (common sole), 4033 nucleotides long. RefSeq names its product potassium voltage-gated channel, Shaw-related subfamily, member 1b (gene kcnc1b). Gene Ontology annotation, molecular function: protein binding; delayed rectifier potassium channel activity. Gene Ontology annotation, cellular component: voltage-gated potassium channel complex; dendrite membrane; neuronal cell body membrane. Gene Ontology annotation, biological process: protein homooligomerization; potassium ion transmembrane transport. The transcript is spliced from 4 exons. NCBI's taxonomy places the organism in Eukaryota, Metazoa, Chordata, Actinopteri, Pleuronectiformes, Soleidae. The coding region runs from base 269 to 2059 and encodes 596 amino acids. The record is from RefSeq and is a predicted model, not a curated record.